AUGACUGAGGAAGACCUGAGUACGAAUGGAAAGAUAAGAGAAGCUCUGAAUUAUCUCGCACAUGCACACCAGGACAACUCAGUCCUUCUUAGGAAAGGGGAGAAGAAAGGAGUGAACCAGUCACUUAUAGCACUUUACAGAAGAAAGUGUUUGAAAGUGCUGAAUGAGAACGCAGCCACACUCUUUAAAAGUCAAGAUGAAAAUGAAGUGGCAGAGGCAGUGACCAUCAUGAAUGAGUGCAUUAUCCCUUGCAUGCACCUCAUGGUCAGAGACAGCAUCAGCCAAGAGGACUUGGACAUCAUUGAGCUGAUCAGGAGUUGCUGGUGCUCCUACCUGGGGCAGGACAUGGAUGAUUCUGUCCAGGAAAAGCUCAGUGAAUUCCUGCCCAGAGUCCUGGAUUGUUCUGCAGAAAUGGUGGUCCUGAAGGAGCCCCCCAAAGUGAGGAAAUCUCCCCAUGAUCUGUGCAGCCGCCUGACUGCUGUCAUGGAGUCCAUUCACAGCAGCUCAGUCGUCACUGUGAAGUGAGGCAAGGUAAAAAAUAAAACAAAAAAAGGCACAGUCACAAGGUGAUCUAUCCUCUGCCUCAGGCUGAGCUGGAUUUUAUUUUCUUAUUGAUCUCAGGAAAGAUCAAAUAGAUGACAUUUUGUAGCCAGGUUUGUGAGAGGGCAGAAAAGGCAGAGUGAAAGCUUGUACCCCAUUCUUCUUUUCACAUGAGCUGUAGACAGCGUGAAAAUAUAGUCCUUUAUAGAGAUUUGCUGGAGCCACUUUAUUUCAGUCUACACUAAGCUGAAGAUCUUCUGUGUAUUCUUUCUUUGUACAGUGGUUAUCUGAUAUUCCACUCCUUUGUUCUACCCCUCUUUUACCUUUCAAUAAAAAUUUGAUUUCUCA
Molecule: messenger RNA, 888 nt
Organism: Carassius gibelio (silver crucian carp)
Lineage: Eukaryota; Metazoa; Chordata; Actinopteri; Cypriniformes; Cyprinidae
Product: ubiquitin carboxyl-terminal hydrolase 28-like
Exons: 5
Coding region: 1-525 (174 amino acids)
Source: RefSeq, a predicted model, not a curated record